AAGCCGCUGCCGACGUCUUAAAGUUGGCCAAAAAGGCGGCCAAGAGCCCCAAGGAACAUUCAGUCAAGCCGCGAUCGUCGAGCGCUACGGACGUCUAUAUCUCCCCGAAUCUCGUCUCGGGGGCUAGAAGUGAGAAAAGUGCUGACCGGAAAAUUCUUUCGGCCAAGAAAGGUCUCCGGAAAAGAUCUCAAGCGUUUGUGUUUUUUGUGUAACUCCCCUCUGGAUGUCUCUGAACGCCGAACGUUCGUACAAAAUGAAGCUGCGCGAUGUGGAAAAUGCCUUCAAGUAUCGGCGCAUACCGUACCCCAAGCGUUCGGUGGAGCUGAUAGCCCUGCUGGCUAUUUCGUGCACCUUCUUUCUGUUCAUGCACACGAACAAACUGAACAGUCGCCUCAAGGAAAUGGAGGUGAAGCUGCAGCCGUCCGAGUUUUCGGCCCUCGGUCUGACCGGCAAUCACAUCAGCGGACACGAUGCGGGCAAGCACGACGACAUCAACACUCUGCACGGCACCUACCAAUAUCUGAAGAGCACCGGACAGCGUGUUGGACACAAUGUUCAUGCUCGUCGGAGCAGCGAGGAAGAGUAUGCGGAUCGCGGAAGCCAUGGGCAUCAUCACGAUCACCACUCGCACCACCAUCAUGUGCACCACCAGGCAAAGAUCGGUGAUCCCGACCACAAGGCAGCACAUGACAAGCAACUGGCUGUUCCAGAAAAUAAGCAUAAAGAGGAUAAGGCUCUCUUCGAAGACGAGGAGGACGAUGAAGAGGAGGACGACGAUGACUUGGCCGAUGGGGUGGCAACCCAAGAUGACGGUGGCUUUAAUUUCGAAGCCGAUCUCCUGAACAACACCAAGUUUGCCGAGUCGGAUUUUGUGUUCUUCAACAGAGUCCCGAAGGUGGGCAGUCAAUCCUUAAUGGAGCUGAUGGCCCGAUUGGGCAAAAUCAAUGGAUUCAACCACGCUCGCAAUAAGGGCGGUGCCCACGAAACGGUCCUGAUGAACAAACAGCACCAGGGUGAACUGGUGGCCGACCUCCUGACCCGACCAAAGCCGCACAUUUAUAGCCAGCAUAUAGCCUAUAUUAACUUCACUCGGUUCCAUCUGCCCAAGCCAAUUUAUAUUAACUUGGUCCGCGAUCCCAUCGACCGUAUCAUCAGCUGGCACUACUAUGUCCGGGCUCCCUGGUAUUAUCGGGACAUGCAGGCCAAGCUAGGAGACAAGGCACCGGCCAUGCCCUCGGAUGAGUUUCUUAACCUCGACCUGGACACCUGUGUGCGGAAUCACGACCCACACUGCACUUUCACCCAGGAUCAGAUCAAAAACCCAGUGGGCGAUCAUCGCCGGCAGACGCUCUUUUUCUGCGGCAUGAAUCAGAAGCUGUGCAUGCCCUUUAAUUCGGAGGCUGCCAUGCAAAAGGCCAAGCGAACGGUGGAGUCGGAAUACGCUGUAGUGGGGACCUGGGAGGAUACCAAUAUUACGCUAGCCGUUUUGGAGGCCUACAUACCGCGUUUCUUCCGCAACGCCAAGGUUGCCUACUACCUGGGCAAGGAUCGUUUGUCAAGAGUGAAUCGCAAUAAUGUGACUCGAGUCGUUAGCGAGGAGACUCGCGUUAUUCUAAGGAAAAAUCUCACCAACGAGAUCGAGUUCUACGAGUUCUGCAAGCAGCGUUUGUAUCUGCAAUAUGCAGCCUUGAGCCAUGGAAAGAAAUUUGGGGAAGAUGACUACCUCUUGGUGCCAGAACAGCGAAACGAUUACAAUGAGGAGUAUUAGAGGGGAUCAAUUUCCAUUAGAACAAACUCAUUUAGUCUAAGAAAGUGUAAAAUGUAACUCAACUCAGGAUGCCACAUAAAAUAAACCUAAUUUUACAACGUAAGUUCCUUACUGCAAACUAAGUUCAAACCAAAACCUCCCGAUCUAUAGGAUCGAUUCUGAAUGAAAAGAUCCUAUUGCUAAAGCUAACCAUUAUUUCCCGAAUGGAUGUUACUUUAUCUGAUUAUAAAACACAUUCUAGAACUUCUUACAAGGUCCGUUUUUUAUUGCUAUGAGGAAAUACACCCAGUAUUCGUUUGCUUUCUGUUUACCCCGUACCUUGCCUAGAGCUUUCUGUGUGUAUCUGCAUCCGUACCGAUAUCUGUGCACCUGUCUGUGAUUCGUUCUCC
Drosophila kikkawai is the source of this 2157-nucleotide messenger RNA. The record is from RefSeq and is a predicted model, not a curated record. NCBI's taxonomy places the organism in Eukaryota, Metazoa, Arthropoda, Insecta, Diptera, Drosophilidae.